AUGAUGCUGAGUCCUGACCAGCCAGACGUUGACCUGCCCUGGGGGCAGCCCGAUACAGAGACCCUGCUGAACAGCAUCAAGAUGGAGUGCGCACCCCUGCCCGCGGAGCCCGCAGAGGGCGAAGGCAAGGCGCGCUCUCUGUCCAUUCCUUCCCUCAGCAGGGAGGAGAAGAGGAGGCGGAGGCGCGCUACAGCCAAGUACCGUUCCGCGCACGCAACAAGAGAGCGCAUCCGCGUCGAAGCUUUCAACGUUGGGUUCGCCGAGCUGAGGAAGCUUCUCCCGACACUUCCGCCAGACAAGAAGCUGUCCAAGAUUGAGAUCCUUCGGCUCGCAAUCUGCUACAUCACCUACCUCAACCAUGUGCUGGAUGCGUAG
Molecule: messenger RNA, 375 nt
Organism: Salvelinus namaycush (lake trout)
Lineage: Eukaryota; Metazoa; Chordata; Actinopteri; Salmoniformes; Salmonidae
Product: helix-loop-helix protein 2-like
Exons: 1
Coding region: 1-375 (124 amino acids)
Biological process (GO): regulation of transcription by RNA polymerase II
Molecular function (GO): protein dimerization activity; RNA polymerase II cis-regulatory region sequence-specific DNA binding; DNA-binding transcription factor activity, RNA polymerase II-specific
Source: RefSeq, a predicted model, not a curated record